CUCCCUCCGCGAGAAACCUCACAUUGAAAUGCUGCAAAUGACUGGGGCCCCGCGUGCAGUCGCGUCCGGGCCGCGCGACGCCAGGGUUACCAGAGCGGACACAGCGGAUAGCAGCCCGGGCCGGGGCGUUGCAGGUGGAGGCUGAGAGCAUGAGACCCGCGGGCUGGGGGCUGCGCUGGGCCGUUGCCCUGUUCCUCGCUGCGGGGUCGGCUGCAGUGGAAGACAGAUGUGGGAGAAACGAGUUCCAGUGCCAAGAUGGGAAAUGCAUCUCCUACAGAUGGGUUUGCGACGGGACCACUGAGUGUCAGGAUGGCUCCGAUGAGUCCCAGGAUACGUGCAUGUCUGUCACCUGCAAAGUGGGGGACUUCAGCUGUGGAGGCCAGGUCAACCGCUGCAUUCCUGGAUUCUGGAGAUGUGACGGGCAGGUGGACUGCGAGAACGGCUCGGAUGAGGAAGGCUGUCCCCCCAAGACGUGCUCUGAGGACGAGUUCCGCUGCCAUGACGGAAAGUGCAUCACCCUCAAGUUCGUCUGUGACUCGGACCUGGACUGCCUGGACGGCUCAGACGAGGCAUCCUGCCCGCCGCCCACCUGCGGCCCUGCCAGCUUCCAGUGCAACAGCUCCACCUGCAUCCCCGAGCUGUGGGCUUGCGACGGUGAACCCGAGUGCGAGGACGGGUCGGACGAGUGGCCAGAGCGCUGCGGGGGCCGCAACACGUCCGCCACCUCAGAGGACAACCACCCCUGCUCGGCCCUCGAGUUCCACUGCCGCAGCGGUGAAUGCAUCCACUCCAGCUGGCACUGCGACGGUGACCCUGACUGCAAGGACAAGUCUGAUGAGGAGAACUGCGCCGAGGCCACCUGCCGGCCCGACGAGUUCCAGUGCUCGGACGGGGCCUGCAUCCACGGCAGCCGGCAGUGCGACAGGGAGUAUGACUGUAAGGACCUGAGCGACGAGCUGGGCUGCAUCAACGUGACUUUGUGUGAGGGACCCAGCAAGUUCAAGUGCCAGAGCGGCGAGUGCAUCUCCCUGGAUAAAGUGUGCAACUCGGUCCGGGACUGCCGGGACUGGUCAGAUGAGCCCCUCAAGGAGUGCGGGACCAAUGAGUGUCUGGACAACAAGGGCAGCUGCUCCCACAUCUGCAAUGACCUCAAGAUUGGCUACGAGUGCCUGUGUCCUGAGGGCUUCCAGCUGGUGGACAAGCACAGAUGUGAAGAUAUUGACGAGUGUCAGGAUCCCGACGCCUGCAGCCAGAUCUGCGUGAACCUGGAGGGCAGCUACAAGUGCCAGUGUGAGGAGGGCUUCCAGCUGGAGCCCCUCACCAAGGCCUGCAAGGCUGUGGGCACCAUCGCGUACCUUUUCUUCACCAACCGUCACGAGGUGAGGAAGAUGACUCUGGACCGCAGUGAGUACACCAGCCUCAUCCCCAACUUGAGGAAUGUUGUCGCCCUGGACACGGAGGUGGCCAGCAACAGAAUCUACUGGUCUGACCUGUCCCACAGGAAGAUCUACAGUGCCCAGAUCGACAGAGCCCCCAGCUUCUCCUCCUAUGACACUGUCAUCGGCGAGGAUCUCCAGGCCCCCGACGGGCUGGCGGUAGAUUGGAUCCACAGCAACAUAUACUGGACUGACUCCAUCCUGGGCACUGUCUCCGUUGCCGACACCAAGGGUAUGAAGAGGAAGACGCUAUUCCAGGAGAAAGGCUCCAAACCCCGGGCCAUCGCGGUGGAUCCCGUCCAUGGCUUCAUGUACUGGACGGACUGGGGAACCCCUGCCAAGAUCAAGAAGGGGGGCCUGAAUGGCGUGGACAUUUACUCGCUGGUGACAGAGGACAUCCAGUGGCCCAAUGGCAUCGCCCUGGAUCUUUCUGGUGGCCGCCUCUACUGGGUCGACUCCAAGCUCCACUCCAUCUCCAGCAUCGAUGUCAACGGGGGGAACCGGAGGACCGUCCUGGAAGACAAGAAGAAGCUCGCACAUCCCUUCUCCUUGGCCAUCUUUGAGGAUAAAGUAUUUUGGACGGAUAUUAUCAACGAAGCCAUUUUCAGUGCCAACCGCCUCACAGGCUCAGACAUUAAUCUGAUGGCAGAAAACCUGUUGUCUCCGGAGGACAUUGUCCUUUUCCACAACCUCACACAGCCGAGAGGGGUGAACUGGUGUGAGAGGACUGCCCUCCACAACGGUGGCUGCCAGUACCUGUGUCUGCCGGCCCCGCAGAUCAACCCACGCUCACCCAAGUUCACCUGUGCCUGCCCCGACGGCCUGCUGCUGGCCAAGGACAUGCGGAGCUGCCUCACAGAGACUGAACCUGCAGUGACCACCCGGGUGUCCUCCACAGUCAGGCCGAGGGUCGGCUCGACAGCCGAGGGGCCGCAGCGCACAGCCAGCCCUGAGCUCACCACGGCCGAGUUGGUGACGAUGACCCACCAAGCCCUGGGCAACGCUGCUGGCCAACUGGACGAGGAGAGGCCCCGGAGCACAGGGGCCCUGUACAUCGUCCUCCCCAUUGCACUGCUCAUCCUCCUGUGCUUCGGGACCUUCCUCCUCUGGAAGAACUGGAGGCUUAGGAACAUCAACAGCAUCAACUUUGACAACCCUGUGUACCAGAAGACCACGGAGGACGAGGUCCACAUCUGCCGCAGCCAGGACGGCUACACCUACCCCUCGAGACAGAUGGUCAGCCUCGAGGAUGAUGUGGCGUGAGCUGCGCCUCAAGUCCCGUGCCUCCCCGGAACCUGCCGCCUGUCACUCACAUGCAGGAAGGACACUUUCUCCCUGGACCCCGACCUGCCCCAAAACCCUUCCUGAGACCUUGGCGCCAAAAGCACUGCUGGUGGCUGUGGCCCCGGCAUUGUCUGCCUGUCCGCCAGAGCUCUGUUUUAUAUAUUUAUUUGUCUGGGAGGCAGACAGGCUUCCGACGGCGCACACGGGUUUGGGUUGCUUUUUUCUUUCGUUACAUGUGAAGGAGAAGAGAAGGAGGGCGGGCCAGCUGGGGGACAGUUCCUUCUCUCCUCCUUGACGGGCUCCUCCCGAGGGACACGGAGCAGGAGAAACCUAGUGGCUUUGCACGCUUGAGAGCGGGUGCGACCCACACCUCCGGCCCGAGCCCCACACUCAGGACUGAACGUGUUUACCUCUGCCUGGCGAGCCUGGCUGGACCGCCAGGGCGGCUCUUGCUCUGCCACCCCCAGGUCAGGAUCAAACUAGGGUCUUCCAAGCCGGAUCUGCCCUCCCCUCAAGCUGGGGAGGGGCCCCUGGUGUUGGUAUUGACACAGCAGGAUCCGGCCUCAGGGGGUGGUGCCUGCUGAACCCCAUUCGCUCACCAAGACCCAGCCAUUCCCAGGGAAAGCCUGAGCCACCGGUCCCCCGUAAUGUGUAUUAAGUGCCUGAGACACCCCACCUUGUGCGAGAAGCGGCUCUGUUCUCUGUGUCCCUUGGUCCCAGUGCGGGUGUCUGGACCGCAGCCUCGCCCCUUGCACUUUUUCAGUUCAGGGUUAUAUGUUGUGUAAAGUCGACACUAUUACUGUUUUGCACUGCUUUCUGUUCCCGUUGGUUCAGGUUCCCAGGCCGGAGAGCCCAGGUGGAUGUCUGGCUGUGGCAGGAGACGUACUGUGUGCGGAAGAAAGGGGGUCGGCUUGAUUGCGACUUCAAAGCCGAGCUCGCUACUGGUGUUUCCACUUCUAUGCAGAUGCCCCCGAGCCAUUAAUUUCCCUCACAAGCCAGUUGUGGUUGGCGGGGGUUGGGGGGCUCGGUCUGAAACAACAUGAAUGGCGGGUCCACCCUGUAAGACGUGCCCUGGGCGCCCACAUUUUGUGGGACUUACUAAACAAGAAUGCUUUCUGAAAUUGACGCACGUGUCGCCACAUUUACAACCAGACAGCCAGGGAGAUGUCUGAGGGGUCUGCCUGCCUGCUGCACAACCGCAGAACACCGCACCCCGCCCUGCAGGAGACUGUGAACACCUUCUCUCUUUCUGAAGCAUGUAAAUAACCCCCCGACAGCCAAUGGGGGCUUUUUUAUGUUUGCACUUUGUAUAUUUGUUGAAACAUUUAUCACUUAUAUAUAUAUAUAUGAAAAGAGAUCUAUUUAUUUUUGCAAACCCUGGUUUGCUGCAUCGAGGGAAACUGUCUCUGAGACGCCUCGCCUUUCUGUACAAAGAUGUGCACAUGCUGUGCACAGCGCUCUCUUCAGGAAAAUCAGGCCUGUGUUGUAUAUAUGGGUUGCUUUUCAGGGAUGGGUAUCGCUUUUUAAACCACUGUAUAGAAUGUUUUUUAUAGCUUGAACAUCUUACUGUGAUUGAUUAAAUUUCUUAAAUACAG
Molecule: messenger RNA, 4315 nt
Organism: Vicugna pacos (alpaca)
Lineage: Eukaryota; Metazoa; Chordata; Mammalia; Artiodactyla; Camelidae
Gene: LDLR
Product: low density lipoprotein receptor
Biological process (GO): receptor-mediated endocytosis
Cellular component (GO): apical plasma membrane; plasma membrane; signaling receptor complex
Molecular function (GO): hormone binding; calcium ion binding; protein binding
Source: RefSeq, a predicted model, not a curated record